AUGUAUAGAAAUUAUGAUCCAACUGCUUCGCCAGCCCUGUCACAUCAAUCAUAGGAUGAUUAUGAAAUAAAAAUCAAAUAACUAUUGAGAGCUAACGAUAAACUCAAUGCUGUUGUUAGAGAAACACUUGCUGAGAAUGAAUAGCUUAAGGGAAAUAUUGAUGUGCUCUAUAAAGAAAACAAGGAUCUGAAUAGACUUAAUAUUGAACUUUGCGAUUAACUUGAAAGAAUUAAAAGAAAUACAAGAUAGCAUUCGACGCAUGAUAAGACCAUAAUUGAUUAUGAAUAAGAAAUCACAUAACUCAAACUAUUGCUGCAAGAAAAACAAAAAGAGGUUAAUUCUUUUAAAAUAAGAUAUAAUGAAGACUUAUAAAUAAAGCUAGAUAUCGUGGAUAAAAGCGGAAAUUCUAAUAAAUUGAAGUAAUUGGAAGAGUAAAACUAACAGUUGAUUUAAGAAUUAGAUUUGAUAACCAAAAGACUCUUAGACAGAGAUAAUGCUUAAGGGACUGUUGAUUAUGAAGAACUAUUGCGAGAAAGAGAUUAAGAGAUUGAAAUACUUACACAAUAAAUUAUUCAAAUUUCAAAUAAUAAAUAAGUAAAGCAGUUCGAUCCAAGCAGUGAUAAAAGGUAAAUAACUGAAACUGAGGAGUACUAUGGUUAAAUAAUAAAAGAGCUUUAAGAGAAAAUUGAAUAAUUAAGAAUAAUAAUUAUCGAGAAAGAUGAUCAUUUGAACCAAGGUUAAAAUCAAAGUGUACUAAUUGAGAUGGAAACUUUGUAGGUUUAAUUGAUAUAAUACAAAAUUGAAAUUGAAGGAUAUAAAACUAGAAUGUAAUAUAUUCAAAAUGAAUUGUCUGAGAAGGACCAUUUAAUUGAAGACUUACAGAAUAUUAUAAAGGAUUUAACCAAAAAAAUUUAAAAUAGAUAAUCAAAUGAUAUUUAGAAUCCAAUUUCCCCAAAAAAUCCUAAUAAAAGUCCAAGUAACUCUUUUAACUAAAAUUCAAAUAAUCCUAAUAAGAAUUAAAGAAAUCCUGGAGAUGCAACCAAAAACGCUGCUGAUGUUUUCUAACAGGAAGAAGAUAAUUAUGAUUAAAAAGAUCCUAAUGAGGAGAAAAAGAAGAAGAAGCAUGGUUUGGAAGGAGCUAAAAAAAAAGAGGAUGAAGACUCCAUAAAAGAUUAUCAAAAGAUUAUUGCAAAUUUAAAAGCUGAAAAUUAAAGACUAUAAUAAGAAUUGAAUUAGGCAAUUUUUAAAAUAAAUCAAUAAGAAGCUCUAAUAAAUGAAAAAGAUAACUAGUUAAGUCUUCUGGAAUUAAGAGAAAAAGAAAUUAGAUAAUUAAAAGACUAAUUGAACAAAUAAUACAAAUUAGAAUAGGAGAAUAAAUAAUUAGAAAAAAAACUUGGAGAAAUGGAAUAAAAAAUUUAGGAUUUGAUGCUUGAGAUUGAAAACUAUGAUUAGGAUAAUAAAUUGAACGAAAAAAAAUAAUCAAAGAAAGAAGCUGAUUAUCAGAAGGCACUGUAAAAGUAAAAGGAUGAAUUAUUGGCCAAUUAAAAGAAGAUUGAACAAAUCAAUAAAUAAAUGCAGGAUGAAAUUAAUUUCUUUGAAGAUUAAAUGAAGGAUCUGCAAGAUUCUCUUAGAGUAAAAGAUUAAGAAGUAAAGAAACUUCAAGAGUAAAUGAAGGAAUUAAACAAAACCUUAGAGAAGAGCAAUAUUUAAAGUGAUCAAAUUGAAAAAUUACAUUAAGAAGCUCAUUCUCAAACAUAACUAUUAGAAGAACUUGAAUAAAAAAUCUAAUAACAAGAGUAUGAAAUUAAGACUAAAGAGUAAGAAAUUAAGAGAUUAAAAGAAAAGAAUAGGGAUUUGUAAUUGUACUAAUUAAAAUUAAAAGAUUAUGAAGAGAAUAUCAAUUCAUUAAAAGAGGAAAUUGAAAGACUUAAUUCUAUUGACAAGUAAUAGUAAGAGAAUAUUUAUAAACUAGAGUAGAGUCAUAAAACUAAAGAGUAUUAGUUAUCUAAAUACUCAGAAUAAACAAAAGAAAUGACAAAUAAAGUUAAGGAAUUAAAUGAAGAAAAAACAAGUGAAAUUAGAAAAUUCAUAAUUCAAAAUGAAGAAUUAUAGGAGUAGGUUAGAAUCUUCGAAAUUGAGGUGAAAAAAUUAUAGAGCAAUAUCUAAGGAAAUUAGAGAACUCCUGAAAGAACAACUAAGUUAUAAUAAGAGUUAGAUGAUUUAUAUGAUAAAUUAAAUUAAUAAAUUGGAGAAAAUGCAGAUCUUAAAAUUUAAAUUCAAAACCUUUCAACUUAAAUCAAGUUAAAAGAACAAGAAAUUAAGAAAUUAUUAGAAAUAUAACUAGAAAUUCAAUAAAAUUCAAAUAAAGAGAAUGAUUUAACGAAGGAGAUUUAAGAACUACAUCAAUAAAUCAAUAAAUAUGAAUAAAGCAUCAAAUAACUUUAAGAUUAGAUUAACAAAUUAGAAAACCUAAUUAAAUACAAAGAUUAAUAAUUAAAAAAACAUGAGCUUCAAUAAGAUAGUUGGAAGGAUAAUCUUAGCAAAUUAGAAAAUCAGAUUGAAGAAUUAGAAACACAAUAGUUAAGAGAAUUAAAAUAGUAAGAUAAAUAAAAUAAAGAGACUAUAAAAAAAUUAGAAAAUUAAUUAAAAUCAAAGGAACAUGAGAUUAAGAAGUUGUAGGAUGAAAUUAAGUUAUAAUAAGAGAAGAUUUAGAGUUUAGAAUAAAUGAUAGAAUAAAUUAAUGAUCAAUUCCAUACUUCAUAAUAAUAAUUAAAUGAAGUAUAAUUGAAAUUUUAACUUACAAUAAGAGAGAAAGAUUUUGAAAUAAAUAAAUUGAAAUAAAAGUUGGGAAGCUAGAAAUCACCUGAAAUUUAAUCAGAAAUUGAUUCAUUACAUCAAUAGAUAAUAGAGAAGGAGACCGAAAUAAUAAAAGUUAGAGAAGAUACUUCAGAAUUAUCUUAAAAAAUAAGAAAUUAUGAGUUAGAUUUCAAAAAAUUCUAAGAAACUAUUAAAGAAUAUUAAAAAAAAUUGGAGAGAACCACUUAACUCGAAAUCCUAAUAAGUGAACUCAAAAUUAAAGAUGAAACCAAUUAAGUUAAAAUUGAUGAUUAAAAUUCAACCAUCAAUAAUUAAGAUGCUAUUAUAUAAUCUAAAGAUUAAACAAUCAAAAAAUUACAAGAGCAACAACGAGAAUUUACUAAAAAGGGAGAUUAAUUAAUAAAUGUAUAAAAGAAAUUGAUCGAAACUGAGUAAUAGUUGCACGAAGCUUUACAAAAUGCAAGUAUAAGCUAGGAUAAAAUUAAUACUUUAGAGCAAUAACUUGCUUUGAAGGAUUUAGAAUUGAAAAAAUUGAAGGAUUAAAUAAAAGAAAUUUAGAGGGAAGUUGAAAGGCUUUAAUCUAAAUUAUAUGAAAAGGAAUAAUUAUAAUAAAAAACUAUAGAACAAUAAAAUAAAAUUGAAGAAUUGGAAAAUUAAAUUGAAAAACUAAAACAAGAAAAUAAAAAAAAGUCUUAAGAAAAUUAGGUUCUGGAGGAUAAAGUAUAAUAAUUGAAAAAGUUAGAAGAAAAAUAUAAGAAAUAAUAAAAUCUAAUUGAAGAACAUAAAUAAACUUUAGAGUCACUUGAAAGAAAAAUAAAGUCAUUAGAAGAAUAAAUUUAAAUAAAUGAAGAUGAAAAAUAUAGUUUAGAAAGAGAAGUUGAUUUGUUAAAGAAGAAGUUAGAAGAUGAGAGGAAGUAAUUUGAAAACAAAAUAAAUUAAUAAGCAAGAGCUAAGGAUGACAUUAUUGCUAAAUUAAAAGAGAAAAUUGCUGAGUUAGAAAAACUGGAAGCUUAACAUUUUGAAUUUACUUAAGAAGUUGAAGAUUUGAAAGAAGAGAAAAAGUCAAGGAAGAAUAUUGAAUCGAAACUCUAAUCAGAUAACAGUAUUUAUCAAAAAUAGAUAAAAUAACUUGAGUAACAGAUAAAAUCAUUAUAAGAAAAGUUAAAAUCAGAGGAAGAAUCUAAUAAAAUAUUACAUAAUGAAAUUGAAUAAAUCAAUGUAAAUAUCAAAGUUAAAGAUGAACUUAUUUACAAAUUAUAACAAUAGGUUAAGAAAUUAGAGAUUUCGAUUAAAGAAAAAAAAGAGUAAAUCAAAUAAUUUAAAUAAGAUAUUUCAGAAAGAUCAAGUUAGAUAUCUUAGAUAGAUUUGAUCGAUAGAGAAAAAGAGGAAUUGAAUGAUCAAAUUCGAUUAAAAGAAAAAUCUGAAGAGUCUCUAAAACAAACAAUCAGUACACUUUAAUCAUAAAUAUCUAAGUUAACAAAAUAAGUUUAGUAAUUAAUAUAAGAUAAGAUGGAAUUAUAACAGUAAAUAGAUAGAUUGAUUGACAUUGAGAAUUCAAUUAAAUUAAAAGAGAUUGAGAUUCUAAGAUUGGUUUAAAUUGAGAAUGAUUAUCAACGAUAGAAAGAAAAAGUGAAAACUUUGGAUAAGACAAUUACUGAUCAAACUCAAAAAAUAAAAAUCUAUUAGGAGUACGAAAAGUAGACUAAAGAGUCAAUAAAAAAUUAUGAAUAAGAGCUAGAUGAAAAAUAAGAAACUAUUCAACAUUUAGAAUAAGAAAUAAUAAAAUUAAAGUAACAAAUAGAUGAUUAUCAAAGAUAAAUUACUAAAAUUUCUAAGGAGAAAGAAACUGUUAAUUAGAAAGUUAAGUCAUCAGAGACAAAUUAGUAAAAGAAAAUAGAUCAAUUGGAAGAAUAGAAACAAGAAUUGCUUAAUGAUUUGCAAACAUUAAAUAUUAGAGUAGAAGAUUUAUAAAGUUAACUUAAGGAACUUUAAGAGAGACGUGAUCAAUUUUAGAAAAUAGAUAAAGAAAAGGAAGAUAUCAAAAGAACAAGUGAUACAAGUGAAAGGAAAUAUAAGGAAUCAAUAAAAGAAUUAGAAAAAGAAAUUUAAAGACUUAAAGCAGAAAUGAUUAAAAAAGAGCAUAAUAAUUCCAAGGAGAUUGAAUAGCAAAUAGAUAAAGCAUAAAAGUUGAAGCAAUAAAACACUUAAUUGGAAUAAACCAUUAAGAAUUUAUAAAAUAAUGAAAAGAAGUUAAAACUACUUGAAGAAUAAUGCAAUUAGAUUAGUGAGAGAUCUCAAGAGAAAUUAAAUAAAAAAGAUUAGAUCAUAGAUGAUUUAAAUAAAUAAAUUAAAAAUUUGAAUGAGUAAAUAAAUAAACUGAAUUAAAAAUUAAAAUCUGUUAAUAAAGAUGAAGAAGAUGACAUAGCAGAUUUUGGAGAGGAUGCUGAUGUGGAUGAUAAUAAUAAAACGAAAAAGAAAUACGAAAAGGAAUCCAAGAAGGACAAAAAUGAAUAGAAAACAAAUAGAUAAUUGGAAAAAGAUAUUGAAAAAUUAACAUAAGACAAUAUUAAUAAAACUUAAUAAAUCAAAUAGCUGGAGGAAUAGCUUAAGAAAAACUAAGAACUUAUUUAGAAGGAAACAAUUGAGAAAUAGUAAAAGACAUAAAAAGAAAAAGAUGAGAAUUAGACAAUUAAAAAAUAAGAGACAGAAAUUAAGAAAAAGGAUGAACAAAUUAAAAAGUUAUAAGAAGAAAUCUAAAAAACAGAAAAAAAUAGUAAAGAGAAAGAUAAUUUAGAAUAAAUAAAGGUACUGAAAUAAGAAAUAGACCAAAAGACUUAAUAAAUUACAAAGUUAUAGGAAUAGAUUCAAAAACUACAAAAGGAUAUCAGUGCAUCAAAAUAAAAAGAUGAAAAAAAUAAUAAGUCUGAGCAAGAACUUAAAAAGAAAGAAGAGGAAAUAUCAAAACUGAAAGAAAAAAUAGAAAAAGAUUCAAAGGAAACAAAUGAGAAAAAGUAAAAUGAAAAGAACCAAAAUGAAUUAAUAAAGAAAUAACAAGAAGAAAUCAAAAAAAAAGAAGAAGAAAAUAAAAAAUUUAAGGAUUAAACAAAUGAAAACAAUAAAUUAAAAGAUUAAGUAUCUAAAUUAGAAAAAGAGAAAUCUACAACAGAUGAAAAAAUAAAAAAAUAAGAAGAUAAGAUAAAAGAACUUUAAAAAUAAAUUGAUGAUUAAAAACAAAAGACCCCAACCAAUAAUAGAGAUGAUCCUAAUGAUAAAUAAGGUUAAUCAGAUAAAAAACCAGGUCCGUACUAAAAUGAUACGAAAUAUAAGGAAUUAGUAAUUAAAUUAGAAAAACAAAUAGAUGAACUAAAAAUUCAUAUUAUUUAUCUGGAAAGCUUACUAAAGUAACAUGGCUAUGAUCCAAAUAAAUUAAAACCUGGAAAAACCAAUAAUGAUUCAAAAAAUUAGACACCUAAAAAAGAUGAUGAUAAGGACGAUUAUCCUGAAUUGUAAUAAGUCAACGUUAUUAAUAUUAGAAGAUUAAUGGCUGAAUAUAAAUAUGAGAAAGAUAGAUAUGAAAAUAAAGUUGUUUAAUAUACUGAUGAGUUAAUUAAGUAAAAUAAUUUAGAAAAGGACGCUGAAGAAAAAAUUAAAUGUCUUGAAGAUGAUUAAUUUGUAUACAACGAUCCUGAUGACUAAGACCCUAAAGUAUAUGUUAUCAAAAAAGAAGGAGAAUCGAAUAAAAAAGUCAAAUGA
This is a messenger RNA of Paramecium tetraurelia, 6570 nucleotides long. RefSeq lists its product as uncharacterized. The record is from RefSeq and is a predicted model, not a curated record. Lineage: Eukaryota; Ciliophora; Oligohymenophorea; Peniculida; Parameciidae. The transcript has 4 exons.